AUGAGCGUGCGCAACCCGGUGGUGCCGCAUGCGGCGCUCGAGAGCGGCGCCGUCGCGCCGCGCUGCAUGACCUACGGCAGGGGCUUCCGCCCGCCAGACAUGAUGGACUGCACGCCCGGCCACCUCCACGGCUGCACGACGCCGCCCGCGAAGACCCGGUCCGGCGUCGAGUCGGUCGGGCAGACUGGCGGCUGGAAGCUGGACCCGGGCAAGCCGUACCUGCUCGAUCUGGGACUCGCGAGGGCGAUCGCGGCGGUCGCGCACCGGCACACGCUCGUCGAGCUCGGCGCCGGCCUCGGCUGCUACUCGCUCAUGCUGGCGCACUGUGGCGUCCACGUGCUGGCCGCGAUCGACGGCGCCGAAAAGGUGAACGAGCUGUCGGGCGGCGUGGUCACGCGCGCCGACCUGACGCAGCCCAUGCGGUCUGCGGCCGACUGGGUGAUGACGCUGGAGACGGGCGAGCACAUCCCGUCGUUCCUCGAGUCGGUCUUCCUGAACAACACGGCCGACAACGCCCACUGCGGCGUCGUCCUCUCGUGGGCCUUCCCCGGCCAGCCCGGCAUCGGCCACGUCAACACGCGGCCGCAGGGCUACGUGGUGGCGCAGAUGGCGUCCCGUGGGUUUAAGGUCGACGCGAAUCACACGCAGCGCCUCCGCCGCGCGGCGUCGCUUUGGUUCCUGCAGCGAAACGUUCUGGUCUUCACGAGGAUCGCGCCGAGCGCACGCGGCAGAGCGUGCCAGCCGCCCGACUUCUCGCUGAGCGACGCCGAGGUGAACCGGAUAUGCGAGACCAGGCACACGAAACACAGGUCAGCAACACGUGAGAUCACAUGA
Messenger RNA from Emiliania huxleyi CCMP1516, 834 nucleotides. RefSeq lists its product as hypothetical. NCBI's taxonomy places the organism in Eukaryota, Haptophyta, Isochrysidales, Noelaerhabdaceae. The coding region runs from base 1 to 834 and encodes 277 amino acids. The transcript has a single exon. The record is from RefSeq and is a predicted model, not a curated record.